AAAACUGGACUUAGUUUUAUUUUCCUUCCUUGAAUCUGCAAGAAAUAGAGAGAAGAAAUCUUUAAACUUCAGACGGCUAGGGCGAAAGGAGAUCGAGAAUCAAGAAGCAGAUUCUGCAUUUUUUAAAACCCAGGAAUCAAAGAAGCGUGUUAAUAGACAUGUCGACGAUUAGAAAUCUGAAGAUCAAAACAGCCACUUGUAAGAGAAUUGUUAAGGAGCUGCAUUCUUAUGAGAGAGAAGUUGAGAGAGAGGCUGCUAAAACUGCUGAUAUGAAGGAAAAGGGAGCUGACCCAUAUGAUCUCAAACAACAGGAAAAUGUACUUGGUGAAUCCAGGAUGAUGAUUCCUGAUUGUCACAAACGUCUCGAGGCCGCAUUAGCCGAUCUGAAAGGAACCUUGGCCGAGUUCGAAGAGACCGAAGGACCUGAAUUUGAUGAAGCUAGGAUAGUCAUAACUGAUGUUGAGAAAGUGUUCCAAAAGGCGGAAGCUUAGAGUAAUGGAUUUUGUAAUUUUCAGUUCAAGUCUUGGAGCUUGUUUUGUCGAAGCUUUCAUUUUCUAAAUAAAUUGAAUUUAUUUGGAAAAAAUGUUAUUUGAUGAAUGAAAUUGAUUGUUGAAG
Molecule: messenger RNA, 615 nt
Organism: Impatiens glandulifera
Lineage: Eukaryota; Viridiplantae; Streptophyta; Magnoliopsida; Ericales; Balsaminaceae
Product: tubulin-folding cofactor A
Exons: 4
Coding region: 159-491 (110 amino acids)
Biological process (GO): post-chaperonin tubulin folding pathway; tubulin complex assembly
Cellular component (GO): microtubule cytoskeleton; cytosol
Molecular function (GO): beta-tubulin binding
Source: RefSeq, a predicted model, not a curated record